AUGGCAGGCAGAUUAACAUUAUCACCAGGAGAGUCUCUACGUCACAUGGAGACACCGACUUCUAAGUUGCAACAGCAAGCCUUUGUCGUCGACAGGAGGCGACGACGACGUCGCGAAACCUCCAAACUGCAACUUUUCAAUCACGACACCAAGCCCAGUCUCCAGCAGAAAAACUGCGACGACAAGCAGCAGCGCCAAGCACCGGCCAACCCCACCGUGGUGGCUGGCAUCGUAGGGGGCGCACUGGCAUUCUUCCUGGUCGUUGUCUUGACCAUUAUCUACUGCUCCUACAAGAACCACGCCCCGUCGGACCUAAGGAAAAGGGUGGCCGAUCUGUACACUUACAUCGGGGAUGUGGAAGAUGUUAUCUGGAUGCCGGGAGCUAACCCUGCUGCUGUGGACAUUGGGACGUGUGAACAUGUUAAAUUUGAUGGAAUCUCGAGGCUUGCUAAGUAUCCGCGACAAGCGUAACUUUUAGUGACUUUUUUUUGCAAAACUGAUAAUAGACUUUUCAAAAUAAUUAAUUUGGAACUUUUCAUCUUAAAACAUGAUUUUUGCCACCACUUACUCGAGGUUAGCGGCAGUGCAAAAUUGGGAUGGCCUGAAUGCUACUUGGGCGUCAUUAUUAUCAUUCUUAUGUAAAUCUUAACAUUUACCAGAAUAAUUUCGCAAU
Molecule: messenger RNA, 673 nt
Organism: Asterias rubens (European starfish)
Lineage: Eukaryota; Metazoa; Echinodermata; Asteroidea; Forcipulatida; Asteriidae
Exons: 2
Coding region: 1-471 (156 amino acids)
Source: RefSeq, a predicted model, not a curated record